Paramecium pentaurelia is the source of this 1844-nucleotide messenger RNA. The record is from the annotation of a GenBank genome assembly. NCBI's taxonomy places the organism in Eukaryota, Ciliophora, Oligohymenophorea, Peniculida, Parameciidae.
AUGAAAUAAAGAAAAAAAGCAUAAGUAGCAGAUAGAAUAUGCUUUAAUGGUGACAAUUAAAAUUCUUAAGAAUUAAUAACUAAAGGUAAACAAUUAAUAAAUCAAAUACCAAAUAUUAAAAUAGUGAAUUCAAUUUUAUAGAAAUAUUUUGGCUAUAUUAUUUAACCAAAGCCUUUUUAGAAAUUGAAAAACCCUAAAAUUAAACACAAAACUGAUUUACAUUCCAAUCUUUAAUACCUUGAAAAACUAAAGACUACUCAUUUUGAUAGAGAAUUAGUUUAAGAAAUUAAAAACACAGAAGCAAAUUUUUCACCUUAAUCAAUACAAUAUAGGAAUUGUUUAAGUUUAACUUCUGACUUUAAAGGAUAAAAUAUACUUGAGUAUGUAUUUGAAGAAAAAUUAAGUAAAUAAUAUUAAUUAAUCAAUAGGAAGAUUAGAGUGGAAAUGCUGUAAUGGCACUAGUAAAUUUCUAGUUUAAGAAUUUAUUGAAAAAGAUUUAUAUUUGAAUGAUCAUACUGGAGUUUAAUAAUUAAUUAAAUAAAAUGAUAGAUAUUAUUUAAAACAUCUAUAUUCUGUAGAAGUAGUUAAGAAUGAAAAAUCAAUAUCAGUAUUAUUAUUAUACAUUAUUUUUAUAGAAAUAUUCAAGUGCUGAUUAAAUAAAUCAAAUAUUAUAUGAAUAAACUUUUGAUAGAUUAUAUAUUUUAUCAAAAAAGUAAUUAAAAACUGAAGAUAUAAUUUUGAAAUAAUUCUCAAGUUAAUAAGCUGAACCCUACUUGAUAUAAUCUGUAUUUUUACAUAAGAAUCCCUUUUUAUUAUUUUUAUAAAGUUAAAAAGAACUAUAAUUAUUUGAUUUAAGGAAAUAAAAUACUAAUGUACUUAUUUCUAUAGACUUACAAAAUUUACUAACAAAUAGAAUAUAUUCUAUUCAUUAAUUUUAAUAAAGUCAAUAUAUAGUUUUAUCUACUAAUACUGAUCUUUAAUAUUAUGAUUUAAGAAAUCUAAGAAAUCCAUUCAGCAUAUAAAAACAUGGUUGUAUGGAAACUGGUAUUUCAUAAUUUGUUAGUAUUAGUGAUUAAACAAUAAAUUUUGAUGAUAUUUUUAAUUAAGAUGAUUUAUAAUUAAAUAGAAAUAAAACUUAUUCAAAUGCUGAAAGUGUUAUUGGUUAUUCUAAUUUUGGUAAUUCAAUUUUUAUUAAUUUUGAUUGUGGAUUAGUCAAUUAAAUUAAGGAUAAUCUUCCAACUUUAAGAAUGUGUACAAAUUUAUUAAUUGAUGAUUCACUUUAAUAUGGUACAAGUGAUUUAACAUAAAAUGGUUUCCCUAUGCUUAUUGGAAAUAGUUAGAUAUAUUCAAAAAGAUUAAAAAAUAGAGGAUUUUAAUAUAUUUAUCUUGAUAAGAAAUAUUUCAUUUUUUCUUUAGAUAAAUAAGGUGGUUUGGGAUUAUAAAUUUUAGAUUCUUAUUUUGAUCCAAUUUCUAUUAAUUAAUAGUCUAAGGAUAUUAAUGAAAUUUUGAUUGUAGAAAGUUAAGAAAAGCAAGAUAUAAAUAGAUGUUCAAAUGAUUAUGAUUCAAUUUUUGAUGAAUUUUAAGAUAUUCAAGAUUCAGAUUUAGAAUUAGUAGAAAUUUAAGAAUUAUUACCUAAAGUUAAAAAAGUGAAGUUGAGUAAUUUUUCUGUUGAAGAAUUUAAUUUUUAUGAAGAGAAUUUAGAUGAAGGAGUAUAAUUUGAGGAUGAAAUAUUACUUGAAAAAGUUGAGAAGGAAAACUAAAAUGAUAACAUAGCUUAAUUGAAAUAAAAUCAAAAUUUCGUUUUGACAUAAGACAUAAUUAAUUAUAUGCUAAAAUAGAUUUGA